AACGUUGGAAGCUGGGUAUUUAACACCAAUUCCAAUCUUACAGUCAUUAUAUAAUGAUGAUCCAAAUUCAUUGAUAUUGUGUUCAACAGAGAUACUAUUUAGUAAUUAGUUAUCAACAUGGAUUGAAAGUAAGGAUACUAUGCAUAUCGUCACCAUGUAAUCUUUUGGUACAUUAUUGACACUAACCCUUAAGAAGUAAGGAUACCCAACAAUAACACUAAAGAAGUAAGGAUACCCAACAAUAACACUAAAGAAGAAAGGAUACCCAACAAUAACACUAAAGAAGAAAGGAUACCCAACAAUAACACUAAAGAAGAAAGGAUACACAUCAAUAACACUAAAGAAGAAUCAAUGUAAAGAAAAACAGAUACUGUUCUUGAGUUCAUCAUCAAUAAGAUUGGUUGUGAUUACGCUACUUAUAAGGUGACACAAAAUGCGAAUACUGCCUCGUGGUAGACGAAAAGAAACUGUAAUCCUAUUUUUGGGUACAUGUAGUGUAUUGGGAUUUAUGAAACUAAACAGUGUUAUAGAUGCAUACCCACGUACAUCAAUACACAUUGAAGGUGCAGGUAAUGCAGUCUUAUUGAAUAAGAAUUACACAGCUAUAAUGAUUCAAAACAGUACUAAAAGAAUAAAAACAAGUGUAAAUGUAACCAGUGAAAGUACAUCAAGCAAUUCACUGUUACAAUUGGUUACAAAAUCGGCUCAUUCUGAAACAUUGAAAUCAAGUAUAAAGUCUCCGGGAUCCACAGAGUUCACAUUAAAUUUCAGUGUAAGUGCAGCAUUGCAGUAUGGUCAUUUCAGACCACAAAAAGGUUUUCUAACGAUUGGGAUCCCAUCGAUAAAACGAGAGAGGUUUAACUACAUCCAUAAAACAAUCGACUCAUUAUUAGCAAACUCGUCACCUGAGGAUAAGGAAACGGUUACUAUAGUGAUAAUGUUUAACGAUGAUGAUGCUGACUGGAACAAUGAACGAGCAUUAAACGUUUCAGAAACGUAUGACGAAUAUAUACAAUCUGGACAUAUUCAAGUAAUAACUUUACCGCCACAAUUAUAUCCGGAUUUCAAUCUUAUCCCAAGGACGUAUAACGAUAGUGUCGAACGAUUAACGUGGAGAAGUAAACAAAAUAUUCACUAUGCAUUUUUAUUCAAAUAUUGUCAUAAUAUCUCAGACUUUUAUAUGCAUUUAGAAGAUGAUGUUGUUGCAGCUAAAAAUUAUAUUCAAGACGUUAGGAAAUAUAAACGAAUUUUUAUGAACAAUUGGUUUUUAAUUCGAUUUUCAAAUAUGGGAUUUAUUGGAGUAUUUUUUAAAUCAUCUAACUUAUUGACAAUUUCUGAUUUCUUUCUGUUGUUUUAUGCCGUACAACCUUGUGACUUUUUAAUGAACAUUAUUGCAAAAAUAAAACUACAGGAAAAAGAAAUACGAUUUCGUCCAAGUUUGUUUCAACAUCAUGGUAUAAUCUCAUCUCUAAAGAAUAAAAAACAGCUCAUAGUAGACCGUUAUUUCAAAGGAACAAAAAUUAUACGACGCAAAAAAUAUUACAAUCUGAAUCCACCAGCGGAGGUGGACACGACUAUGGUUGUAUACGAAGAAUACACAGCCGAUCAAGCUUAUUUUAUAAAUGAUAAAUACUUUUGGGCAAUAAGCCCUCAAAAAGGACAAACAUAUACAGUUGUAUUGAAGGAGCAACAAACUUUAAAAGCUCUCGUUAUCGUUGGAGCCUUUCCAACAAAAAAGACAGACUAUAUUGAAAAUGGGGAAGUGCAAAUAUCCUCAUCCCAACAUUGCUCCGAUUGGAUAAAACUUGGAGAGUUAACUAAAGGCUCGUUUGAUACUGCAAAAGUCAAGAAUCCAGACAUUGCAAUUUUAUUGAGAAACAUAACUUGUAUUCAAAUCGAGGUAACAAAAUCACAGAGUAAUUGGGCCAUUAUUAGUGAAUUAGUCUUGAAACUAGAUGAAGAAAAGACUUAGUUAUCAAUAAAAAAAAAACAUUGUUUUCAUUUUUUAGAACA
Molecule: messenger RNA, 2013 nt
Organism: Mytilus californianus (California mussel)
Lineage: Eukaryota; Metazoa; Mollusca; Bivalvia; Mytilida; Mytilidae
Product: alpha-1,3-mannosyl-glycoprotein 4-beta-N-acetylglucosaminyltransferase C-like
Exons: 8
Coding region: 434-1972 (512 amino acids)
Biological process (GO): protein N-linked glycosylation
Molecular function (GO): acetylglucosaminyltransferase activity
Source: RefSeq, a predicted model, not a curated record